Molecule: messenger RNA, 491 nt
Organism: Rhincodon typus (whale shark)
Lineage: Eukaryota; Metazoa; Chordata; Chondrichthyes; Orectolobiformes; Rhincodontidae
Product: interleukin-8-like
Exons: 4
Coding region: 13-336 (107 amino acids)
Biological process (GO): antimicrobial humoral immune response mediated by antimicrobial peptide; inflammatory response; chemokine-mediated signaling pathway
Cellular component (GO): extracellular region
Molecular function (GO): CXCR chemokine receptor binding; chemokine activity
Source: RefSeq, a predicted model, not a curated record
CCGAAUACAAUAAUGAAGAAUCGAAUGAUAUGUUUGCUGUUGGGAACAAUUGUGAUCUGCUUGGCCACUCACGAUCUCUGUAUGGGAAUGAUAACAAAAUCAAGAUGCAAAUGUGCGAAAGCUACCUCUAAAUUCAUUUGUCCAAAAAUAUGGCAAGAUGUCAGUAUCUUUAACCAGGGGUCGUUCUGCAGGAAAGUGGAAAUUGUAAUUACCCUGAAGGGUGGGAGAAAAGUCUGUGUCAACCCCAACACGCAAUGGCUCCAGAGAGCUAUUUUCAACCUCAAUGAAAGAGCAAAACAUACUAAAGAAUUUAUUACAGAGGAGUCAUCAACCUGAUAAACGAAGGCCCCUACAACUGGGGAUUCGACUAUUCACUAGGACCCAAGCUUUUGCUGUUUAACACUUACUGUAACAGUCUGUGCCAUGAGAGUUUGUGUUACCAUUUCAAUUGCUUGCACCCUACCAGAAUCAUAUCAUUCAGAGACCUAAUA